CAGGCGGAGAGCGCACGAGCCAGCGCCAGCCGCGGAGGCGAGCCCUGAGCCCGCGCCAGCCGGGAGCUCUGCCGUUUGAUUUUUCCUGCAGGCCUCUCGGUCGCCGCCCUGGACGCCAUGGACCUGCAUCUCUUCGACUACGCGGAACCGGGGAACUUCUCCGACAUCAGCUGGCCCUGCAACAGCAGCGACUGCAUCGUGGUCGACACGGUGACGUGCCCCAACAUGGCCAACAAAAGCGUUCUGCUGUACACGCUGUCCUUCAUCUACAUCUUCAUCUUCGUCAUCGGCAUGAUCGCCAACUCCGUGGUGGUCUGGGUGAACAUCCAGGCCAAGACCACCGGCUACGACACGCACUGCUACAUCUUGAACCUGGCCAUCGCCGACCUGUGGGUGGUGGUCACCAUCCCGGUCUGGGUGGUCAGCCUCGUGCAGCAUAACCAGUGGCCCAUGGGCGAGCUCACGUGCAAGGUCACCCACCUCAUCUUCUCCAUCAACCUCUUUGGCAGCAUCUUCUUCCUCACGUGCAUGAGCGUGGACCGCUACCUGUCCAUCACCUACUUCACCAGCACCUCGAGCCACAGGAAGAAGAUGGUCCGCCGCGUCGUCUGCGUCCUGGUGUGGCUGCUGGCCUUUUGCGUGUCCCUGCCCGACACCUACUACCUGAAGACCAUCACGUCCGCGUCCAACAACGAGACCUACUGCCGGUCCUUCUACCCCGAGCACAGCGUCAAGGAGUGGCUGAUCGGCAUGGAGCUGGUGUCUGUGGUCUUGGGCUUUGUCAUCCCAUUCUGCGUCAUCGCCGCCUUCUACUUCUUGCUGGCCCGAGCCAUCACGGCCUCCGGCGACCAGGAGAAGCACAGCAGCCGGAAGAUCAUCUUCUCCUACGUGGUGGUCUUCCUGGUGUGCUGGCUGCCCUACCACGUGGCCGUGCUCCUGGACGUCUGCUCCGUCCUGCACUACAUCCCCUUUACCUGCCAGCUGGAGGCCUUCCUCUUCACGGCCCUGCACGUCACGCAGUGCCUGUCCCUGGUGCACUGCUGUGUCAACCCGGUGCUCUACAGCUUCAUCAACCGCAACUACCGGUACGAGCUCAUGAAAGCCUUCAUCUUUAAGUACUCGGCCAAGACGGGCCUCACCAAGCUCAUCGACGCCUCCCGGGUGUCGGAGGCCGAGUACUCUGCUCUGGAGCCCAGCACCAAAUGAAGCCGCGUCUGGGGACGCGCGUGCUCGCUUCCAGCCGGGCCGCCCAUCUCCGGCGGUAACGCGAAGGGCUUUGGGGCUUGACAGCCGCGCAGCCUGAGGCGCGAAGGCGUCUCUCUCAGCUUCCUCCGUCUGUCUCUCGGGCCGGCCGGGCUGCCACGCGGGGGGGCCCUGGCUGCGCCACGCGGGGCCGGGCCGCCGGCCAAUGCCGCCCGUCCGGACUGGCGGCCGGGGGCUUGCCCGCACCUCUGUACUAUAGCGCUCUCUCUGUUUCCUGAAGGUUUUCUACGGCGAUUUGUAUUUAAAUGCUAAGACUUUAUUUUCUCCCUUUCGGUGUUAUAAAUGUAUUUGAAAGUUUAAAUAUAUUUUAAAUGUUGUACGGGAACUAUAAUGCUGACAUGUAUUCCUUGUGCUAGUUUUAAGGUUAGUUUGACUUCAGAUCUGACUAAGGAUGGCAGUGAUUGUUAGCCGUUGUGACGUUAUAUAUACAUAUGAAUAUAUAAAUAUAUCUCAGCCGUGGCGGAAAUGUGUUGCAUACGACAGUUCUGUAUCUGCGUGGCGCUGCGUCCCUGUGUGCGGUUGUGGCGAGGACUGCCCUAUCACGCAGUUUCUGACGUUAAUAGUAUCUGUAAACGAGCUGGGCAAACAAACAACAAGCAAGACUGUUCCAGGUGGGCAACGCCGUGCCUAAAAAGUGAACAGUCAUGGGUCAGAGAGCUCUCUCUCAAUC
Messenger RNA from Pteronotus mesoamericanus, 1933 nucleotides. It is a transcript of the gene ACKR3, whose product is annotated as atypical chemokine receptor 3. Gene Ontology annotation, biological process: vasculogenesis; G protein-coupled receptor signaling pathway; angiogenesis. Gene Ontology annotation, molecular function: G protein-coupled receptor activity; chemokine binding; coreceptor activity. The record is from RefSeq and is a predicted model, not a curated record. The transcript has 2 exons. Lineage: Eukaryota; Metazoa; Chordata; Mammalia; Chiroptera; Mormoopidae. Bases 118 to 1206 code for a protein of 362 amino acids. Gene Ontology annotation, cellular component: membrane.